AUGAACAGGUUCAGGAAGAACAAGAAAGGAAAGGACAAUGACGAGGCCGAGGCCGUGCCCCCUUCUUUCAUGGGGAUAUCCUCCAAGUCAAAGAAAACAAACAACAAAGAAACAGCCAAGCCCGAUCUUGAACUCGAUCUCGAUAGUGCGCUUCCGUCGGCAGAUAACUUUCGCACCAGUCUUUUGAUGCCCAAUCUUUCAGCUAGAUUCAGCAUGCUGCGCGAACAGGACGAUCCUUCAACAAAAGUAGGCAAAGCCAAUGAUGACAGCGUGCUCUUCCCCAAGCGAGCUUCGCGCUUGAAUUUGUUCGGCCACAUUCCUAACCCCCUGACCGAUAUUGCCGAAGUCUCAUCAGUCACUGGCCGAUCAUCCUUCGCCACACAAAGGGUAAACUCGUAUGCAUCAGCUGAGGAUGGAGCCGACGACGAUUGGCAGAACCAUGGAGCCAUCAUGAACAGAAAGAGACCAGGCGAGGGAAACAAUCUAUUUGGUGGACGGCAAAAAGUCUACAAAAUUCCGAUGGGUAGCUCUGGCAAAGAAGGCUCCGGAAUGCGAGGCAGGACAGUUUACGAUGACGAUAUCAACAUGUCGGCCUUUCAAAAAUUGAGAUUAAAGGACAAACAGGAGAGGCGAGCGGAGACGACUCCCGAUGAAUCACAAGACGCAAUGACCCCGGAUUCUGAAGAUGGCCUUCCUGUAUUCCUGUCAAAGAGGACGACUUCCUCUUCAACGAAUUCGGGACAAUCUAACCCGCGCACUUCAACCGCGGCUACCUCGAUAGAUGAGCAACAAUCAUAUUCUAGUCAGGCUGCGCCAUCUUCAAACAAUGCCAAGUCUAAUGGAGUGGUACCUAACAGCAUGGCCGGCCAUGUCACCAAGACACGUCGGCUUUAUGGACAAGGACUGGCGCAAACAGCACAGGACCAACAAACCUCGGCAUUGACACGACUUGAGAGUCUCAGUCGACAGCGCGCCGGUGCAGGAACUCCUGAGCUUCCCCGGCUGAAUCGUACAUUUUCCAGGAGUGCAACCAACUUACAUGACAGACGCCAGGGAAUAUCCCCAGUCCUACCAACCCCGUCCUCUGCAAACCGCAACUACAGUCCAGUAACUUCAUCUGGAUCGCCGCUUUCCGAGGCUCUAGAUGCCACCCAAAACCCAGAUCGAGCAUCUGAUAGUAGUAAUGCUGCUUAUGGUGUCGUUCCCCCGCUGAGUCCACCUAUCAGUGAUAACGAGGAAGCUACCGCUCUUGCUGCCGCAUUGCAUCCCGAAGAUAGAGGUAAAGCAACAGCAAUGGGGCUUUUCAAUAAACCAAGUGGCCCUUACGAUGAGCAGCAGUUUAUGCGACGUCAGCUCCAGAUGCAUGAAAAUCGUAACAACACUCCAACGACACGCCAGUCUCCUGCCAAUAGUAUUUCGAGAGCGGAGGGCCGGCCACGAGGGCUUUCAAAUACAAGCUACCUCUCAAAAGCAGAGUCCGCUUCCUCUUACUAUAGCGGCGAUGGCACCGGGUCUAGAGCCCACAGUAUUAGAGACGUGUCACCUCCACGAAAUGGCCAUGGUACCUUCUUUCUGAGUCUGGACAGCGACAACGAGAGUCAGGGCGAUGAACUGCCGCCUCUGAAGAAAGUGUCUUCGGUCAAGUCCCAGGCUUUCGAUGGCAUUCACCCAGCUUUCCGCUCGCGACCUGUUUCUCGAGACUCGGAUUGUGCGCCUUCGACUCGCGGGUCAUUCGAAGCUCCAGACUCUAAAAGUGGUGAGCCCCUGAAUCCGAUACAAGAAAGCAGCCAAAACCCCCCUUCUCCAAUUCUAGAAGAAUCCUCCGAAAAGUCACCCGACUCGCCAACCCUAGGACCUGCUGGAUUGGGACUGAACAACAUGAUUCGCGCGCAUCUAAGACAUGAUAGUAGCCAAUCCUUUAUAAACUUGCCAUCUCCUAGGCUGCCAUCCAACCCAGACCACACACCGUCUAAGCUCAAUGGCAACAGCAACGCCCAACGAAAUGCUCGCAAUGGCGAUGGUGCUAUACCUCGAAAUAUAAACAUUCCUCCACCGGAGGCACCUACUCACCCACCACCACCACCACCUUCUGGAUUCUCAGGCGUAGCGCUGAGAGCGAAACAACUUCGCGAACAAGCUGCUACUCUUCGAGAAAAUCAGUUGACCGCCAUGGAACAAGACCAGCCACGGCCUUCUAUGCAAGAUGAUCUGAGACUUGGACAUUAUCGGGACGGCAGUAUUGAGACGCAAAAGGAACGCGAAGAAUUCGCUCACGAGCUGGCUGAAAGGCGGAGACGCGUUCAAGAAAAUCUACACCGCCUCGGCAGUCGGUCUAAUAGUCCAGCAGCUGGACGCCAGACUCCGGAGACUGGUGGAUCCAGAACUGGAAACGGAUUUUCUUUGCUCAAGAACCGCUCGGCCAAGAAUGCUAAUGGCCCUCAAGAUGUAUCUACAACACCGCCACCUUCCUCCAAGGCCCUGAAGAAGCUUGGAAUCGCUGGUCCAUCAAUGAAUGUGUCCACUCCGUCCCUUGACUCGUGGAGAGAAGAUGAACUAGCUCAAGGUAUGGGUAGUAUAAGCAAACAUUCUAACUCGAGUUCCCCGCAAAUCUCAUCCGGCCGGACUACGGGUCGAGCAGCCUACACUCGCAGUACGAGCUAUGGUAGUCAAGAAGACGGUCCAGACUCGGGGUCAAGCCGACCAGCAUCCCCUGUUCGCACUCACAGAGACCGAUCGACAUCUGCAUCAGCACGGUCUAAAAGCCGACCACGGCCUCGGGAAGAUCUUGGCAUACUUGCUGAGCACUCGGAGAGUCGAUAUGAUGGCGAAAGUGUGCGUCCUGGGCGAUCACCUCCAUCUGCUCGUCCAUCAGUCGAAGUGAAUGAACAAGUCUCUGGUCGGUCUGGAAGAACUUCGGGUAAUGGCAGGGUUGCUGCAGGCGCUCCUCCGCCAUUAGAGCUUGUUGUACCUCAAAAUGAUUCUGCCAGCAGUAUUGGCACGUCGCCUCGACCGUCACCUGUUGUUCCUCCUUAUUCGGCCAAUGCUACCCCUCCUCUGGAAGAUGCGGCUGGAGGGAGAAACUCCCCCGGCAUGGGCAUGUAUCGUUCAGAUUUGGCGAAUGCAGCAGGUGCUCAGUCCUUUGCUCAAAGAAGCCCAGUGGGCAAUGGUGUGCCUAAGAGACAGGUGUCGAAGGCGCAAAUUUCGGAACCGACCUUGGUAUCAAGCACUUCCAAUGUGCCCAUGGUCGACUUGCCUUCUGGAGCAAGUCUCAGCAACGGCAUGUACACUCCUCCAAUACCGCCUAUGAACCCUCGUCGUAGACGAACCACCACAACCCAGACGAUCCUGGGGGCCAUCAAAGGCGACAGAGCACCAACACCACCAUCGGUGCGAUCCAGUCAGGAUGAACGUCGGACCUUUGUUGCUGAGGAUGAGCGACGCGCCUAUAAUCUCAAUAAUAAUAUCAAUAAUACCGACAUCGGCACACGACCGAGUUUGCGCAAAACGUCCAGCGAAGGCGGGUCUCUGAAUUCACAUGCUCGACAGCAGGCUAUCAUGGCUGACACUGCGCCAGCAAUGCCAGUUUAUGCUCCCACAUCUGUCCAGGGAGGGAUGAUUUAG
Molecule: messenger RNA, 3621 nt
Organism: Talaromyces atroroseus
Lineage: Eukaryota; Fungi; Ascomycota; Eurotiomycetes; Eurotiales; Trichocomaceae
Exons: 1
Coding region: 1-3621 (1206 amino acids)
Source: RefSeq, a predicted model, not a curated record